AUGAUUCUUUAUGACUCCGACUCCGAUGAUGAGUUGGAGAUAGUUACAAUAGCUUCUAUGGAAGCUGAGAUAUAUCCUCCCAAAUUAUUUCGGAGAAGGUUUCGAAUGAAUCGUUCUCUUUUUCUCCGCAUUAAAUCUGAAGUAGAAGCUUAUGAACCAUAUUUUGUUCAGAAAAGAAAUGGUGCUAGAGUGCUCGGUUUGUCUUCUCUUCAAAAAAUAACUGCAGCUCUUAGAAUGCUUGCUUAUGGAGUAGCACCUAAUUUUAUGGAUGAAUACUUGAGGAUUGGAGAAAGUGCUGCAAUGAAAAGCCUAAAGAAAUUUGUCAAAGCAGUGGUUUCAAUUUUUUCUGAUGAGUACUUGAGGUCACUGAACAACGACGGCAUUGCUAGAAUUCUAGCUAUUGGCGAAAGUCGCGGUUUUCCUGGGAUGUUAGGGAGCAUUGAUUCAUUUUUUGGGUUACCUGAGUCUAAUAAUGAUAUCAAUCUUUUAGAGCGGUCUUCCGUAUUUACUGAGCUUGCUCAAGGGUGUGCUCCUCGAGUUAAUUACACCAUUAAUGGAAAUGAAUAUACCAUGGGAUACUACCUUGUUGAUGGUAUAUAUCUACAAUGGGCAACUUUUGUUAAAACAAUUCCUUGUCCACAAGGAAAAAAGAAUAAACAUUUUGCUGAGGCCCAAGAGGCCUAUAGAAAUGAUGUAGAUCGUGCAUUUAGAGUGCUUGAAGCACGCUUUGCAAUUGUGCAUGGACCUGUACGACCAUGGGAUCUUCAGACUCUUAAAGAUAUUAUGAAAGCUUAUAUAAUACCACACAACAUGAUCAUUGAGGAUGAAAGAGAUGGCGGAGGAGAGCAAAACAUUGAUUAUGAACAAAUCGAUAAAAUCCCUCAUGCACAAGUGUCACUUGAAUGUACACCUGAUAUCAUGGAAUUUAUUCAACAACAUCGUCGCAUAAGAGAUAGAGAAACUCAUUCUCGACUCCAAUCGGAUUUGGUUGAGCACUUAUGGCAAAUCUAUAGCCAAUCUUAG
This is a messenger RNA of Camellia sinensis, 1023 nucleotides long. RefSeq lists its product as uncharacterized. The record is from RefSeq and is a predicted model, not a curated record. NCBI's taxonomy places the organism in Eukaryota, Viridiplantae, Streptophyta, Magnoliopsida, Ericales, Theaceae.